AUGAAACCACUCCCCUUCCUCGCGGCAGCCGCCGCCCUCCCCCUCGCCCUGGCAGCCCCCUACAACACUUUCGACGGCCCGGGCUUCCCGGCCUGCAACGACGUCGCGACCGUCCACAACGCGACCUCCGUCGCCGAGAUCCAGUCCCUCGUGAAGGACGCUGUCGCCGCGGGCCAGAAGGUGCGCGCCUCGGGCAAGGGCCACAUGUGGUACGACACCAUGUGCUCCGACGACGCGAACACGGUGAUCAUCCGCACGGAGGAGGUCAACGGCAUCUCUGAGUUCGACCUCGAGGGCGGCACCGUGGUCAUCGAGGCGGGCGUGACGUUCCUGCAGCUGGCCGAGUACCUGCACGCGCGCGGCGCGUCGGCGGGGUACACGCUCGUGAACUGGAACAUCACGCUGGCGGGGUGCGUGGCGAUGGGCGCGCACCGGUCGAGCAUUCGGGAAGAUUCGAUGGUGGCGGCGGGCGUGCUGGAGCUGGAUAUCGUGGAUGGGAAUGGGGAGAUGAGACAUGUGGUCAAGGAUGAGGGGAGCGACGAGUGGCUGGCGGCGUCGACUAGCUUGGGGCUGUUGGGGGUUAUUGUGCGGAUGAAGUUUAGGAUUUAUCCUGACUUUAAGGUCUAUGCUGACCAGAAGACUCUGGAAGAAGAUGAGGUCCUUGAUGGCGACAUAUACGGCAUGAUCUCCCCCUACGCGACGGCAAACUUCUGGUGGUGGCCCUACAAGCGCAAGUUCCACUGGCGCUACUACGACGUCGUGCCCACCAACAUCUCGGAGCAGCAGGGCUUCCAAAACACCUUCUCCGUCACGGACCUCGAGGGCAACACGGCCAAGACGCUCCUCGACAGCGGGCGCUACCUGCCGACGUCCAACAUGCUGGCCGAAGAAAUCUUCUUCGGCCUCUGGUCCAAGCCCAACUUCCGCGAGAAGACUACCAACACGGCCAUCGACACGUGGCCCGUCUACGGGUGGAACUACGACGUGCUCAUCGGCGGGCUGUACCCGGACCAGCGCCCGCUGUGGGAGGUCGGCGUGCAGGGCUACACGAUGGAGCUGGCGUUCCCGAUCACGCAGGCGAACGCGAUGCUGCGGCGCGUGCGGCAGCUUUUUGACGACGAGCUGAAGAAGCUUGUCGUGAUGACGUCGACGUACCGGAGCGGGAUUAACAUCAAGUUCGGGCGGCCGUUUGAGGGAUUUUUGAGCCAGGUGGCGACGAACACGAGCGACGGCGCGGACUGGAGUAAGGGGGCUAUCAUGUUUGAUUUUCCGACGUUUAGGACUACUGUGGGGGAUCACAGCCGGUUCAACGAGCCGUUUUAUCACAACCUUGCCAAGGUCCUUAUUGACGAGUUCCCGUGCCGCCCGCACUGGACCAAAAACACGAGGGAGAUCUUUGCGAACGCUACAAAGAAUUUGGAUCCUGAUCACAUUGCUCGCUUCAAGGCUGUGAGGGAGCAGUUUGAUCCUAAUGGAGUCUUCAAGAGCGUCGUUGGUGAGGCUAUUGGAGUCUACUAG
Colletotrichum gloeosporioides is the source of this 1518-nucleotide messenger RNA. RefSeq lists its product as uncharacterized. The record is from RefSeq and is a predicted model, not a curated record. Lineage: Eukaryota; Fungi; Ascomycota; Sordariomycetes; Glomerellales; Glomerellaceae. Gene Ontology annotation, cellular component: membrane. The transcript has 5 exons. Gene Ontology annotation, molecular function: FAD binding; D-arabinono-1,4-lactone oxidase activity. Bases 1 to 1518 code for a protein of 505 amino acids.